AAGUGUUUAAAGCCACGUGCGCUGUAUACCUUAUCUCGAAAAGAGAAAAAGGAAUUUUGUGAGUUCUUGAAAGGUGUAAAGUUUCCGGAUGGGUACGCUGCGAAUAUCUCCAAAGUUUCCGGAUGGGUACGCUGCGAAUAUCUCCAGAUGUGUGAAUAUUAAAGAUGGUAAGAUAACUGGGUUGAAGAGUCAUGAUUGUCAUGUUCUAUUACAACGUUUGCUUCCUGUAGGAUUGCGUGGUUACCUACAAAAAGAUGUUCUUAAUGCUAUUACCGAGUUUGCAAGUUUCUUCAGACAGUUAUGUUCUAGAAAAUUAAGCUUGGAUGUCCUUGACAAUUUGGAAAAAAUAAUUCCUGUAAUAUUAAGCAAGUUAGAAAUGAUAUUUCCACCUGCUUUCUUUGAUGUGAUGGUCCAUCUAGCAAUUCAUUUGGCACAAGAAGCAAAGAUUGGUGGACCUGUUCACUAUCGAUGGAUGUAUCCUAUUGAAAGGUAUCUUGGUAGUCUAAAAGGAAUGGUUCGAAAUAGAGCUCGUCCUGAAGGCUCAAUUGCGGAGGCCUAUAUCGUUAAAGAGUGUUUGACUUUUUGUUCAUUGUAUCUCCAUGACAUUGAGACUAAAUACAAUAGAGAUCAAAGAAAUUAUGAUGGGGAGGAACAUCCAAAUGCAACAAUAUCUGUUUUUCGAAGUAAAAUUCGAACUUUUGGAGAAACAAAUUUUGAACAAUUGUCCCCUCAACAAUAUAGUUCCUUGCAUUGGUUUGUCUUGAAUAACUGCGUGGAGUUAGAUUCAUAUUUGAGAGAGCAUGAAGAAGAACUUAAGCAACAACAUCCAAUUGGUUGGGAGGCUAGACAAAAGAAAGAGUUUGCUGCAUGGUUUGAUAAUCGAAUUAAAAAGUUGAGGAGCAUUAAAUCCCCAGAUGAACUUAUUGCACUUGCCUCUGGGCCUGAUUAUCGUAUUAGUAAAUGUAGUGGGUGCAUAGUAGAAGGUGUCAAGUAUCUAACAAGCAAAAGAGAUUCUAGACGGGUGACACAAAAUAGUGGUGUUUGUACACACUCUCUUCACAAAGGUAAAAUGAUCAAAUUUUAUGGUGUUUUAGAAGAUGUGAUCGAGUUGAGCUAUACUUAUGGUUACCGAUGCGUACUAUUCAGUUGCAAAUGGUUUAAUUUGGACCGAAACAAAAUUAUAAAGAUAGAUAGUGAUCUUACAAGCGUAAAUGUUGGUAAUUUGUGGUAUGAAAGCGAACCUUAUAUUUUAGCAAAUCAAGUAUCCCAAGUGUUCUAUGUUAGUGAUACAAAAUUAGGUGGGAAUUGGAAAGUUGUUCAACAUGUACAACAUCGACAUCUUUUUGACCCAUCAUUCAUUCGAUUUACCAAUGGGAAUGAACCCGACGUGAAUGACGCAUAUCAACAAGAAAAUUGUGCUCAUAUUGAUGUUGAAGAUAGUGCUCCAGAGAUUGGAUCAAUUGACCGUAAUGAUGAAGCUCCAUUGGAGAUCGAAAUUCUUGAAAAAAUAAUUCAUCCAUCUGUUCAUGAUGAUAAAGAUGAAGAAGAAGAUGAUGACGGAGAAGACGACACUCUAGUCGAAUAUUGGAGCAGCGACGAUGAAGUUGCAUCUCACGCUAACAUAGAUAGCGACUUGGAAUAGUAAGAAGAUAUAGGUAUAACUUUUACUCUAUCAUUGUUUAUAUUUAUCCAUUUUGAUUAAAUUUCUUCAUCUACUUAUACUGUACCACCCCCACCCUUUGCAGUUAUGAGAAGAUUCCAAGACAUACUUGUCUUCGAUUUUAUUCUAUAUCUUAGAGACAUGCUAGGUGGACUAGUGCAGGCAUAAUUACAAAUGACGGAAAUGCUGUUGUCUGAGAAUUAGUGUCACUCACCCGACGGUAAAGGCAUAGUUUUUAUGUUUUUCUUUUUGGCAUUAUUUGUUUUCUCUCAAGUGAUUCUUUUAUCCCCAAAAAAAUUGCUAGUUUGGCAGUAAUUUACAGUUGUAUUAUACUCUGUUGCAUUCUAUGACCAUAUUUUCAUUGAGUUUUUAUUACUUGAUUGCCCUUUAACAUAUUUGCCUUUUUUGUAUGAUGGGAGUCAACUAUUGAACUAAGCCGAACUCAGGAUGAGGAUGUAAGAGAUGAGAAAACAUCUUUCAUUGUCCUUGUUAUUGUAAUCAAAUUUAGCUGUAGAAGCUGCACAGAGAAAGCUCUCCAGAUGGCAGAGAUUGACCCGAAUGAAGUGAACCUUGUUUUGCUCUGUACUUCAACCCCCGAAGAUUUAUUUUGCAGUGCUCAUCAGAUUCGAGAGACGCUUGGUUGCAAAAACAAUCCGUUACCUUACGAUAUUACACUCGCGUGUUGUGGUUAAAUAUUGGGCCUAGUUUCACCAGCUUGCUACAUUUGAGGGGAUGGCUUCAAUAAUGUUAUUGUGAUCGGGGCUGGUGCUCUAUCUCGCUAUAUUGAUUGGACUGACGGAGGAUCUUGUAUUUUCUUUGGUGAUGUGCUGGUGCCCCUUUAUUAUAGGGAUGUCAUAGUGAAGAAGAUAGUUUAUUUGUUUUCGACAUGCACGAUGAUACUAUAAUGGUGAAGGGCAGAAGUUUGCAAACGCUAUUCAUUGGCCUAAAAAAGGAUGUAGAUGGUGAUAUUUCUUUCACUACAUUUACUCGUCAAGGAAGGCCCGACUUUAGAUCCCAAUGAGGCAAUUACAAUUAGGAUCGAUGGCUCUCGAGAAAAUCAGUAGUUUUUCCUCCAUUAUACGAGUAAGGUUUCGUAAGAAGUGCCUCACUAUAUUGGCUACUAAAUGAGGUUAAUGUAUAUGUUUUUAUACUCAUGUAGCCCUUUAUACUAAUUAGCAACUGGUUAAAUUAUUAUUUUUAACAAUAUUUGUAUUAUUUUGUCACCAUUUCUUGGUCUUUAAUACAUAUGAUUUCGCAACUAGUUAUUAUUUUACGGUCAUUGGAUAUUGUAGAUUUCGCAAUGCCAGAUUCGUUUCUCUGUUCA
Erythranthe guttata (spotted monkey flower) is the source of this 2984-nucleotide messenger RNA. NCBI's taxonomy places the organism in Eukaryota, Viridiplantae, Streptophyta, Magnoliopsida, Lamiales, Phrymaceae. The record is from RefSeq and is a predicted model, not a curated record.